UCAGACCGGACGGUGAGCCUCAGAGUGGAGAAUCAGCGCAGGAGUUUCUCUCUUACAUUUUCAGUUUAUCACUUUUUUCUCUCUGUAUCUUUGAGCGAAAGGUUCCGUUGGGAACACUGGGGUCUCUGGGUCUGGGAUAUACUAACAUCUUCGUGUACCGAGUGGAUUUCAGCCGUUAGAGGAGCUCAGAGGAGGUUUGGAGCAUGAACCCUCCGUGUGCCCGCUGUGGGAAGAUCGUCUACCCGACGGAGAAAGUCAGCUGCUUGGACAAGAACUGGCAUAAAGGAUGUUUCCACUGCGAGGUUUGCAAGAUGACCCUGAACAUGAAGAACUACAAAGGCUACGACAAGAAACCCUACUGCAACGCACAUUACCCCAAGACGUCGUUCACCAUCGUGGCCGACACACCAGAGAACCUGAGACUGAGACAGCAGAGUGAGCUACAGAGCCAGGUGAAGUACAAGAAGGAUUUUGAGGAGAGUAAAGGUCGAGGGUUCAGCAUUGUGUCCGACACUCCAGAGAUGCAAAGACUCAGAAAAACCCAGGAGCAGAUCAGUAUCGUACGUAUAAAAAACAAAAAACAGAAAUACACUCUUUUACAUUCAUCUUAUUGUGUCUGCACAUGAGAGAGUGUU
Cheilinus undulatus (humphead wrasse) is the source of this 635-nucleotide messenger RNA. Its product is annotated as LIM zinc-binding domain-containing Nebulette-like. Bases 204 to 626 code for a protein of 140 amino acids. NCBI's taxonomy places the organism in Eukaryota, Metazoa, Chordata, Actinopteri, Labriformes, Labridae. Gene Ontology annotation, molecular function: actin filament binding. The transcript is spliced from 4 exons. The record is from RefSeq and is a predicted model, not a curated record. Gene Ontology annotation, cellular component: focal adhesion.